AUGGAGAAUUCAGAAAAAUCUGAAAAGUCAACUAUUGGUUAUAAUUGUUUUAAUGUUCAAUAAUUAUCAGUUUUGGAAAGUUUAAAUUAUAGAAAAACUAUCUAAAUAAUGAAAGAUCAUAUUUAAAUAUUUUAGAUAGCUUAACGAGCUCCAUUUCUCAUGUCAUUAAUGAUUAAAUAAUAUUAAAAAAAUAGAUAAGAAAUUUAACAUGAAUUUGCUGGUUCAGGAGGUUAUGGAUAAGUCUUUUAUGCCGAACAUACUUUUGGUAUUCCUUGUGUUGUAAAAGUAUAAAAAAUCGAUAAUUUUGAAGAGUUUAUAUAACAAUUAAAUGAGUAUAAGAUAUAGAAGGUUUUAAAUAAAAUAUUUCCUAUGAAUUUUGUAUAAUUGAUAGAUAAAGUUAUUAUUUUAUAAGAAAAUAUUAACACUUUUACUUCUUAUGCUGGUUUAGAAAUUGCAUUAACAACUUUGGAUCUAUAUUCAAAUUAAGUUAAAUAGAAUAUGAAGAAUUUCAAAGCAUUUAUCAUUAAAUUUUGA
This is a messenger RNA of Paramecium primaurelia, 534 nucleotides long. Lineage: Eukaryota; Ciliophora; Oligohymenophorea; Peniculida; Parameciidae. The record is from the annotation of a GenBank genome assembly.